AUGGGCGGUGGUGGCGGCGGCGGCAGUACAAUUGGCGGUGGCAGUGUGCUAGGUGGUCAUGGUACUCUCAUGAGCACAGCAGGCAAUAGUACGGUUGGCGGCAGUGGUAUGCACGGUGUUGGGGCUCCUCCUGGCAGUAUUAUGCAUGGUGGUGGUGGCGGCGGCGGUGGUAAUGGUGGCAUGAAUACUCCUGGUAAUGUUUAUGGUAAUGGUGGCGGUGGUGGUGGUGGAGCCGUUGGAGGUAAUGGUGGCAAUCAGGUGGCUCCCGGUUCUAUGGUAGACUCACGCGCUGUUUCAGUAGUAGUUUCACUGCCGGGCGGGCCUGGUGCCCAGCAUCCGGGUCAGGCAUUAAGUGAUUAUGGUCCUAUAUAGUUAAUGGUACGACCUGAUACUAAUCAUUGGGUAUCCACAAGUAGUUUUAGUCAAUUGUAAAGAGUUUAAGAAAGUUAUUGAAACUUAAGGACUUCAAGAUAAGAUAAGAGAAAGAGUUUCUUUCUCUUACGAGUGUUUUAAACUUUAAAUAUAAGAAAGAGAACCUUAAGGAGUGUAUGAACUCUUUUACUUUUGCCUAUAAAUAUUUGAGGUUAUGUAUAAAAAAAAAACAAACAAAAAAACAAUUUCUUGCUGUUUUCUUAACUCCUUUGAAAAAAAAAUUUAAAUAAAAACAAAAAAAUAACAGGAAUUUUGAAACAGCGGCCAUAUUAAAAAUCUAGUAAAGUAAUUUUUUUAUUAUUAUUUUAUUUUACUUUUCCUUUUAAUACUAUA
Messenger RNA from Lucilia cuprina (Australian sheep blowfly), 765 nucleotides. Its product is annotated as glycine-rich protein 23-like. The transcript has a single exon. Bases 1 to 372 code for a protein of 123 amino acids. The record is from RefSeq and is a predicted model, not a curated record. NCBI's taxonomy places the organism in Eukaryota, Metazoa, Arthropoda, Insecta, Diptera, Calliphoridae.